AUGUUAAGAGAAUACAAAUUAGUUGUUGUUGGUGGAGGUGGUGUUGGUAAAUCAGCAUUGACCAUCCAAUUGAUCCAAUCGCAUUUUGUUGACGAGUAUGACCCUACAAUUGAAGAUAGUUAUAGAAAACAAUGCACAAUCGACGGUCAACAAGUCCUCUUGGAUAUCUUGGACACAGCUGGACAAGAAGAAUACUCUGCAAUGAGAGAACAAUACAUGAGAACUGGUGAAGGUUUCUUACUUGUUUACUCGAUCAACUCAAGAAACUCACUCGAAGAAUUGCAACAAUUUUACGAACAAAUACAACGGGUCAAGGAUACAGAUCGCGUUCCCGUCCUUGUUGUUGGGAAUAAAUGCGAUUUGGAGAUGGAGAGACAGGUCAGUUACGAAGAAGGGUUGGCUUUGGCCAAUUCAUUCCACUGUCCAUUCUUGGAGACUUCUGCAAAGCAAAGGAUCAAUGUCGAAGAAGCAUUCUUUGACUUGGUGAGAUUCACAAGGGAUAUGGAACUGAACUUGAAGAAGGAACAAGAGGCUCAGUUGAAUGGACUGAAUAACCAACUGGCUCAAAAACAACUGACUCAACAAAUACAACAACAACAACAACAACAAUCACAAUCACAAUCCCAAUCCCAAUCGCAAUCGGUGGCGGGUGUAUCUGGUGCUGCUGGAUCUGCUGGUGGAAGCAGUAAUAACAUAAAGAAUAAGGAAGGUGCAUCAAAUGGAGCUGCUGCCUCGCGAAAACAACAGUCUCUGACAACACCAGCAUCAAAGGAAAAAUCAAAGUCGGGUUGUUGUGUCAUUGUGUAA
Lodderomyces elongisporus is the source of this 807-nucleotide messenger RNA. RefSeq names its product Ras family GTPase (gene RAS1). Gene Ontology annotation, cellular component: plasma membrane. Gene Ontology annotation, biological process: Ras protein signal transduction. The coding region runs from base 1 to 807 and encodes 268 amino acids. The transcript has a single exon. Gene Ontology annotation, molecular function: GTP binding; GDP binding; GTPase activity. The record is from RefSeq and is a predicted model, not a curated record. Lineage: Eukaryota; Fungi; Ascomycota; Pichiomycetes; Serinales; Debaryomycetaceae.